CUUUGUGAUUUUAUAUUGAGGAAUUAAAUUUGAAUUGAAACUGAAAUUCGAAUUGUUGUUGUGAUUUUGUUAUACGAAGUUAGAUCCAAUUAUCAAUUAAACAUUAGCACGUGGAUUAAAGUAAGAGUCCAAUCUAUGAGCCAUGGCGGAGGACACAAGUUCUGCAAUGGAUAGAUUUUGUGGUUCAAAGUUUUGGAAUUCCACGGAAACUUGGUAUACAACCGAUCCCGAUUUCACACCCUGUUUCGAGCAAACUGUUUUGGUUUGGACGCCAUGCGCCUUCUACUGGCUAUUUGUGGUGUUUGAUUUCUAUUACCUAAAGGCUAGUUUGGAUAAGAAUAUACCAUGGAAUAAAUUGAAUCUGAGCAAGUUGCUCGUUAACUUGGGAUUGCUUGUGAUCACGGCGUUGGAUUUGAUAAUGGCCCUGGUGAAAAAAGGCGGGGACUCGGCAUUACCCCUCUAUGACUUGGAUGUCUGGGGUCCAAUUAUCAAGUUUGCUACCUUUUUGCUAAUCUUCAUCUUUAUACCACUGAAUCGGAAAUUUGGUGUCCAGACGACAGGAUGUCAAUUUCUGUUUUGGUUCCUAUUGACCAUUUUGUCCAUACCCCGUUGCCGUACAGAGGUGAGAGCCGAGCGCAAUAGGGCCGAAAGAUUAGGCACUGAACAAAUUACCGAGGAGGAUUUCUCUUGGGAGGAAUAUCAAUACGUUAGCUUCUUCAUCUUUUUCGCCUUUUCCUGUGUCAUGUUGCUGCUCAACUGCGCUUCCGACGCCCUACCAAGGGAAACUAAGUACACGCGAGGAAGAAAUGAGAUUCCCGAGUUGUCAGCCAGUUUCUUGUCAAGGAUCACUUACCAAUGGUUCGAUAAGAUGGCCUGGAAGGGCUAUAAGAAUCCCCUGGAGCACCAGGACUUGUGGGAUUUGCGUCCUCAGGACAGUUGCAAGGAAGUGAUGCCUGUCUUUGCAUACCACUGGAACCAGAAUGUCCGCAAGAACUACAAAUACACACCCCAACCAGAACCAAAGGCUCAAUUCAGCAAUGGCAAAGUGUCCUUUGAAAACCCGCAUUCGGCCGGUGGCAAAAAGAGCAUGGCCAGCAUUAUGCCUCCAAUUUACAAGUCCUUUGGCGGCGUCUUUCUAUUCGGUGCGAUGAUGAAACUGUUCACCGAUGUCCUGACGUUUGCUCAGCCCCAAGUAUUGAGUCUUAUCAUUGGCUAUGUAGAGGAUUAUGAGACAGACCCUCAACCAGAAUGGAAGGGUAUCCUUUAUUCCGUCGCCCUAUUCGUAUUGGCCGCCGCCCAAACAUUCAUCCUGGGUCAAUAUUUCCAUCGUAUGUUCAUUGUUGGCCUGCGCAUUAGGACCGCCCUCAUCAAUGCCAUUUACCGGAAGGCCCUGCGCAUCUCCAAUUCGACUCGUAAGGAGUCAACCGUUGGUGAAAUUGUCAACUUGAUGGCCGUAGACGCCCAGAGAUUCAUGGAUUUGACCACCUAUUUGAAUAUGUUGUGGUCUGCACCCCUGCAAAUCGGCUUGGCCCUUUAUUUCUUGUGGCUCCAAUUGGGUCCCUCCGUUCUCGCCGGUCUCGCUGUGAUGAUCAUUUUGAUACCUGUCAACGGUGUCAUUGCCAGUCGCAUCAAAACCUAUCAGAUCCGUCAAAUGAAGUACAAAGAUGAGCGUGUCAAACUUAUGAAUGAAGUUCUCAGUGGCAUCAAGGUUCUUAAAUUGUAUGCCUGGGAGCCGAGCUUCGAGAAACAAGUCCUGGAUAUUCGUGACAAGGAGAUAGCCACAUUAAAAUCCACCGCCUAUUUGAAUGCCAGUACUUCCUUCCUUUGGUCCUGUGCUCCAUUCCUGGUUUCAUUAGUUACAUUUGCCACUUACGUUUUAAUUGAUGAAAAUAAUGUGCUUGAUGCCACCAAAACUUUUGUUUCAUUAUCAUUAUUCAACAUUCUUCGUUUUCCGUUAACAAUGUUGCCCAUGCUGAUCACCAACCUGGUGCAAACCCAAGUUUCUGUGAAUCGUAUUAACAAGUUCUUAAAUAGUGAAGAACUAGAUCCAAACAGUGUGACACAUGAUCCCUCCAAGCCCCAUCCCAUGUCCAUCGAGAAGGGUGAAUUCUCGUGGGGCGACAAUGAGGUUACCUUGAAGAACAUUAACAUUGAGGUACGCAAGAGUAAUCUUGUGGCCAUUGUGGGCUCUGUCGGCUCAGGCAAAUCCUCAGUGAUUCAAGCCUUCUUGGGUGAAAUGGAGAAACUUACCGGCAUUGUCAACACUGUGGGCAAGUUGGCCUAUGUACCGCAACAAGCCUGGAUCCAGAAUGCCACACUGAGGGAUAACAUUCUGUUUGGCGAGAAGUACGAUCGGAAGCGAUACAACCGUGUGAUUGAUGCCUGCGCCCUGAGAGCAGAUAUUGAUAUUUUAUCAGCUGGCGAUCUUACGGAAAUUGGUGAGAAAGGCAUUAAUCUAUCAGGUGGCCAAAAGCAGCGUAUCUCUCUGGCACGAGCGGUCUAUAGCGAUGCGGAUCUAUAUCUCCUGGAUGAUCCCCUAAGCGCAGUCGACUCGCAUGUAGGCAAACACAUCUUUGAAGAAGUUAUCGGGCCGAAAGGCAUGUUGGCUAAGAAAUCCCGAAUCCUUGUCACACACGGUGUGACUUUCUUGCCCCAAGUGGACAGCAUUUAUGUCAUGAAAUCUGGCGAAAUCAGCGAGAGUGGCACCUUCACGCAAUUGGUACAGAACAAGGGUGCCUUUGCCGAUUUCAUCAUACAGCAUUUGCAAGAGGGUAACGAGGAGGAAGAGGAAUUAAACCAAAUCAAACGCCAAAUCUCAAGUACAGUAGAUGCCCCCGAGGUGUUGAUGGGCAGCGUAGAGAAUGCCAUCAAACUGGCACGCACGGAAAGCCUCUCUGACUCAAUUUCUGUAACAUCUGGAGAUAGCUUAAUGGGAAGUUUACGUCGUCGUCGUACUGCCAAACGUCAGAAUUCCCAUGAUUCCGUUGCAUCGGCUGCUUCGCUGAAAAAGAAACAAGAAGUCGAAGGCAAACUGAUUGAGACUGAAAAAUCACAAACUGGUGGCGUGGAAUUUGCCGUCUAUAAGCAUUAUAUCAAAAGCGUUGGUGUCUUCCUCUCGGUGGCCACUCUCGCUCUCAAUUUCGUGUUCCAAGCCUUCCAAAUCGGCUCGAAUCUGUGGCUAACCAAAUGGUCAAACGAUAAAGAAGUUGAACACGAUACAAGCAAGAGAGAUAUGUACUUGGGAGUCUAUGGUGCCUUCGGUUUCGGACAAGGUGUGUUUGCCUACUUUGCUGUGGUCAUUGUUUACUCUGGCGGUCUUCGGGCGGCCAAGAGAAUUCACAACGACUUACUCCGUAUCGUAAUGCGGGCCUCGGUGUGCCGUUUCUUUGAUGUAACGCCCCUUGGACGUCUCUUGAAUAGUUUCAGCGGUGAUAUGGAUGUGGUCGAUGAGGAAUUGCCCGCCACAAUGGAUUCCUUUAUGACCUUUAUUUGGAUGGUAUUGGCCACCAUUGUGGUUAUUAGCAUUUCUACACCGAUUUUCCUGGCUGUCAUUCUGCCCAUUGCGGUCUUGUACUACUUUGCCCAACGUUUCUAUGUGGCCACAUCUCGACAACUGAUGCGUCUGGAGUCUGUGUCCCGUUCACCCAUUUACUCGCAUUUCGGCGAAACUGUGACUGGAGUGUCGACCAUUCGAGCCUACGGAGUUGAGGAUCGCUUCAUUGAGGAAUCCGAUAACAAGGUGGACAAGAAUCAAGUCUGCAAAUAUCCUUCUUUGAUUGCCAAUCGUUGGCUGGCUAUUCGUUUGGAAAUGGUUGGCAACUUGAUCAUAUUGUUUGCCUCUCUGUUUGCCGUCUUGGGUGGACAAACUAAUCCCGGUCUUGUUGGUCUCUCUGUGAGCUAUGCCCUACAGGUCACCCAGACUCUCAAUUGGCUGGUUCGCAUGACUUCGGACAUUGAGACAAACAUUGUGUCCGUUGAGCGUAUCAAGGAGUACGGUGAAACGAAACAAGAAGCCGCCUGGGAACUGCCACAGGACAACAACAAGCCCAAAAACUGGCCUGAGCAGGGUCGCGUCCAGUUUGAGAACUUCCAAGUGCGUUAUCGCGAGGGACUGGAUCUGGUGUUACGUGGCGUUAGCUUCAAUAUUACCGGUGGCGAGAAAGUGGGCAUUGUUGGACGCACCGGAGCGGGUAAAUCCAGUUUAACGCUGGCCCUAUUCCGCAUCAUUGAGUCGGCUGGCGGCAAAAUUCUCAUCGAUGGCGUUGACAUUGCCACCAUGGGUCUGCAUAUGUUGCGUUCCCGUCUAACCAUUAUCCCACAGGAUCCGGUCCUAUUCUCGGGCUCUCUGCGCAUCAAUUUGGAUCCCUUUGAGAUUAAGAGUGACGAAGAGAUCUGGAAGGCAUUAGAACUAUCACAUUUAAAAACAUUUGUCAAGAGUCUGGCCGCUGGUCUGAAUCAUGAAAUAUCUGAGGGCGGUGAAAAUCUGUCAGUGGGUCAACGUCAAUUGGUUUGUCUGGCUCGUGCAUUGCUUAGAAAAACAAAAGUUCUGGUGCUGGAUGAAGCCACCGCAGCUGUUGAUUUGGAAACGGAUGAUCUUAUACAGAAAACCAUUCGCAGUGAGUUCAAGGACUGCACUGUUCUCACUAUUGCCCAUCGUUUGAAUACCAUUCUGGAUUCGGAUAAGGUUAUCGUUUUGGAUAAGGGACAAAUAACAGAGUUUGCCUCACCCACCGAACUAUUGGAUAACCCCAAGUCGGCCUUCUAUAGCAUGGCCAAGGAUGCCAACUUAGUUUAAGCAAGAAUAAACUAUGAAACUCAAAACGGAUAUGUCCAAGUUAAAGAGGGGAAAGAAUCUAGGACCUAGAUAUAUAUGCAACAAUAAAUCAAAUCAAUUAACGGUAGCUUUAAACAAAAUGAGGAUAAAUUAAAUCAAGAAAAAAGGAAAAGAAAAUCUAAAUCACAUCACCUGGCAACUAAAAAGAAGCUAAGCUAAGAAACGGAUACGAAAUGCUCUACCUCAGCAUAGCGGAAAACUUAAACCCAAGCAACAACAAUAAGAACAACAACAACAGAAACUAGCAAAUACCAUUUAAAUGUUCAUUAGUCUAAGCGAAAAAUUUUCACGAGUUCGAAAAUUUCGAAUGAUGAUUUUGUAUGUGUUAGAGUUAUGCAAAAACAUAAUGCAUAACCAAAUGUAUUUUUCUAUGUCCAUUGUA
Molecule: messenger RNA, 5216 nt
Organism: Drosophila willistoni
Lineage: Eukaryota; Metazoa; Arthropoda; Insecta; Diptera; Drosophilidae
Gene: MRP
Product: multidrug resistance-associated protein 1
Exons: 12
Coding region: 143-4795 (1550 amino acids)
Biological process (GO): transmembrane transport
Cellular component (GO): membrane
Molecular function (GO): ABC-type transporter activity; ATP binding; ATP hydrolysis activity
Source: RefSeq, a predicted model, not a curated record